UUGCCCCUGAGCUGGGCAUGUGGCUAGCUCAGGGGCAGGCCUGGGGCAGGCAGGAAGGUGGAAGAGCCCAGAUUAAGGCUGCAAGCAGGUAGAUCAGGAAGUGGAGAAACCGGUUUGUGUUUCAGACUGCUGGGGUGGGGUCUCCUCUGCUGGGCUCCCUGCUUGCCAGCCUACCGCGAAGAGAUGUUCCGUGCCCCUCCUUGCUCACCGGCACUGACUUGGGGAACGCCAGCGGUAAAUGAAAGGGGCAGCCGGCUCAGCCCACCUUUUACUUCCCCCGGAGAGGCUUGGAAAAGAAGGGACCGGCCUGCGAGCCGGAGGGAGGGAAGGAGGCGGCGUCCGGAGCCUGAGGAGGGGUCAGCACGGCUCUGGGCUGGAGCCAACAGAUCCGGAGCGGAGCAGCCCCCCCAUGCUGUCUGCGGACGAUGCCGAGUACCCGCGGGAGUACCGGACCCUGGGGGGCGGGGGCGGCGGGGGCGGCGGGGGCCGGCGCUUCUCCAACGUGGGGCUGGUGCACACGUCCGAGCGCCGGCACACGGUGAUCGCCGCCCAGAGCCUGGAGGCGCUCAGCGGGCUGCAGAAGGCAGACGCGGACCGUAAGCGCGAUGCCUUCAUGGACCACCUGAAGAGCAAAUACCCGCAGCACGCCCUGGCCCUGCGAGGCCAGCAGGACAGGAUGCGGGAGCAGGUUGGCAGCUGGACCGUGGACCCCGUCUGCCUCCUCAGCUCCCUCUGCUCCCACCUCCAUGGCGACUCCGCCCCCUCCGGGGCUGGCCAGCCGGCCCAGCAGCCAAACUACUGGAGUUUCAAGACCCGCAGCUCACGUCACACUCAGGGAGCCCAGCCGGGGCUGGCAGACCAGGCGGCCAAGCUGUCCUACGCCUCGGCUGAGUCGCUGGAGACCAUGUCGGAGGCCGAGCUGCCCCUGGGUUUCAGCAGGAUGAACCGCUUCCGACAGAGCCUGCCGCUCUCGCGCUCGGCCAGCCAGACCAAGCUGCGCUCGCCAGGGGUGCUGUUCCUGCAGUUUGGGGAGGAGACUCGGCGCGUGCACAUCACGCACGAGGUCAGCAGCCUGGACACGCUGCACGCCCUCAUCGCGCACAUGUUCCCGCAGAAGCUCACCAUGGGCAUGCUUAAGUCGCCCAACACCGCCAUCCUCAUCAAAGACGAAGCUCGAAACGUCUUCUACGAGCUGGAGGACGUCCGGGACAUCCAGGACCGCAGUAUUAUCAAGAUCUACAGGAAGGAGCCACUCUACGCCGCCUUCCCCGGCUCACACCUCACCAACGGCGACCUCCGGAGAGAGAUGGCCUACGCGUCGCGGGAGUCGUCGCCCACGCGGCGCCUCAACAACCUGUCGCCGGCCCCGCACCUGGCAUCCGGCUCGCCGCCGCCCGGGCUGCCGUCGGGGCUGCCGUCGGGCUCGCCGUCGCGCUCGCGCCUCUCGUAUGCCGGGGGGCGCCCGCCCUCGUACGCCGGCAGCCCGGUGCACCACGCGGCCGAGCGGCUCGGGGGCGCCUCGGCGGCCCAGGGCGUGAGCCCCAGCCCCAGCGCCAUCCUGGAGCGGCGGGACGUGAAGCCGGACGAGGACCUGGCGGGCAAGGCGGGCGGCAUGGUGCUGGUCAAGGGCGAGGGCCUCUACGCCGACCCCUACGGGCUGCUGCACGAGGGCCGCCUGAGCCUGGCCGCGGCCGCCGGCGACCCGUUCGCCUACCCGGGCGCGGGCGGCCUGUACAAGCGCGGCUCGGUGCGCUCGCUCAGCACCUACUCGGCCGCCGCGCUGCAGUCCGACCUGGAGGACUCGCUGUACAAGGCGGCGGGCGGCGGCGGCCCGCUCUACGGCGACGGCUACGGCUUCCGACUGCCGCCCUCGUCGCCGCAGAAGCUGGCCGACGUGGCGGCGCCGCCCGGGGGACCCCCGCCGCCUCACAGCCCCUACUCGGGGCCGCCCAGCCGCGGCUCGCCGGUGCGUCAAUCCUUCCGCAAAGACUCGGGCUCCUCCGUCUUCGCCGAGAGUCCGGGAGGCAAGACCCGCAGCGCGGGGAGUGCUUCGACGGCCGGAGCGCCCCCUCCGGAGCUCUUCCCCGGGCCCGGGGAGCGCUCCCUCGUUGGGUUCGGGCCGCCGGUGCCAGCCAAGGACACGGAGACCAGGGAGCGCAUGGAGGCCAUGGAGAAGCAGAUUGCCAGCCUCACAGGCCUGGUGCAGAGCGCCCUACUUCGAGGCUCUGAGCCUGAGACCCCCAGUGAGAAGAUUGACGGCUCCAACGGAGCGGCCACCCCCUCAGCCCCCUGCGGGUCAGGCAGCCGGAGCAGCGGGGCCACGCCGGUGUCCGGCCCUCCCGCGCCGCCGGCCAGCAGCACCCCUGCAGGGCAGCCCACGGCCCUCAACCGCCUGCAGAUGCAGCUGCACCUGCGUGGCCUGCAGAGUAGCACCAGCGACCUGCGCGGCCAGCUUCAGCAGUUGCGCAUGCUCCAGCUGCAGAACCAAGAGUCGGUGCGCGCGCUGCUGAAGCGCACGGAGGCGGAGCUGAGCAUGCGCGUGUCAGAGGCGGCGCGGCGGCAGGAGGACCCGCUGCAGCGGCAGCGCACCCUGGUGGAGGAGGAGCGGCUGCGCUACCUCAACGACGAGGAGCUCAUUACCCAGCAGCUCAAUGACCUGGAGAAGUCGGUGGAGAAGAUCCAAAGGGACAUGGCCCACAGCCACCGGCUGGUGCCCGGCCCCGAGCUGGAGGAGAAGGCGCUGGUGCUGAAGCAGCUCGGGGAGACGCUGACGGAGCUCAAGGCUCACUUCCCGGGCCUGCAGAGCAAGAUGCGGGUGGUGCUGCGCGUGGAGGUGGAGGCGGUGAAGUUCCUGAAGGAGGAGCCCCAGCGCCUGGACGGGCUCCUCAAGCGCUGCCGCGGGGUCACCGACACGCUGGCCCAGAUCCGGAGGCAAGUGGACGAGGGUGUGUGGCCACCCCCCAACAACCUCCUGAAUCAGUCUCCCAAGAAGGUGACGGCUGAGACGGACUUCAACAAGGCCUUGGACUUCGAAAUGCCACCCCCUAGUCCCCCGCUGAACCUGCACGAGCUGAGCGGACCGGCCGAGGGCGCUCCCCUCACCCCCAAGGCGAGCAACCCCGCCAAGGGCCUGGAGACCCCUGGCAGGAGGAGCGUGGACAAGGCUGUGUCUGUGGAGGCUGCCGAGAGAGACUGGGAGGAGAAGCGGGCAGCCCUGACCCAGUACAGCGCCAAGGACAUCAACCGGCUGCUGGAGGAGACGCAGGCCGAGCUGCUCAAGGCCAUCCCGGACCUGGACUGCGCCAGCAAGGCCCACCCCAGCCCGGCCCCGACCCCGGACCACAAGCCCCCCAAAGCUCCCCACGGCCAGAAGGCAGCACCCCGAGCGGAGCCCAGCGGGAGGAGGGGCUCAGAUGAGCUGACAGUGCCCAGAUACCGCACUGAGAAGCCCUCCAAGUCGCCCCCGCCGCCCCCUCCCCGCCGCAGCUUCCCCUCCUCCCACGGCCUGACCACCACCCGCACCGGGGAGGUGGUGGUCACCAGCAAGAAGGACUCGGCUUUCAUCAAGAAGGCGGAGUCCGAGGAGCUGGAGGUGCAGAAGCCGCAGGUGAAGCUGCGUCGGGCCGUGUCGGAGGUGGCCCGCCCGGCCUCCACGCCGCCCAUCAUGGCGUCCGCCAUCAAGGAUGAGGACGAUGAGGACCGCAUCAUCGCGGAGCUGGAGGUGGGUCAGGUGUUUGAGAGAAGCUCAGUGUCUUCCCUCCCCCCCACGCCCCGCCGCCAGCCGAUCCCCAUCCUGCUGUCCCCCCAGGACCUGGGGCCCCCCGGGGGCUCAGCCCCGGGCCCCACACGGAAGGCUGCCACAGGACCCAGGGCCCUCCGUGUCCCUCGGAUCACCUUGACGGAGUGUGCCCCCAGCACUCCCUCCCCGCCAGAAGCCAGGCCUGAGGAGCUGGACCCCAGGACAGCCCCGACCCCGCGACCUCGGACCCUGGCUGGCAGGGGGCAGGGCUGGAUUGGCCCACAGGCCUGGCCAGGGCUAGUGGCAGGGGCUUCCCGGCCUGAGAGCACCUCCAUGCCCAAGAAGGAAGGGGCAGCAGGAGGGGGCUGCAGCCCAGCAGGUGCAGGAGCCGGGGUCCUGUGUCACCAGGGACCCGCCCCCGAGGGGGCUCAGGAGCCUUCCUCCGCUGGGGCUCUCCCAGAGGAAAACCCCAAGGACUGUGGACAUGAUGCGGCGGCUGGCCGGGGGCACACAGCGCGGGGCAUCGCCCUGCAGCGCGUGGACAGCCUGGAGGAGACGCUGCGGGAGCUGGAGGCCACCCUGAGCGAGAUGCGUGGAGCCCCAGCAGCGGGGCCCCCUGGCAGUUCCCCACCCCUGCCCCCCCGCCCCCAGAGUGGCGGUGGCGGCGUGCCGCCCAUGAAGGUGGUGACUCCAGGGGCCUCUCGGCUGAAGGCGGCCCAGGCCCAGGCGGGCAGCCCGGACAAGAGCAAGCACGGCAGGCAGAGGGCGGAGUACCUGAGGACCCAGGCCCCGCAACAGGCCACUAAACCACCCAAAGAGAUGAGCGGGUCGAAUGAGUCCUCCAGCCCAGUCUCAGAAAAGCCAUCGGCUUCCAGAACCUCCAUCCCUGUAUUGACUUCCUUUGGGGCUCCAGCUCCCGCCUCCACCGCCCUUCCCGCUUUCCCUCAGCCCCCCAAGAAUCCCCACUCUGAGCCGAAUCCUCCCCACUCACUCUGAGCCGUGGCGACGGGGAAGCGCCAGCGCCUUCUCCCCUCCCUCGCACCUUCCUGGAGGACCGCGCCACGUGGACCAACCCCGGCAGCAGGCUGGACAGCAGACGGGGAGACUCGGGCCUGGAGACCCCUCCCCGCCACCCUGGGACAAGACUGUGGCCGCUGCUGCCGCGCGCUGGGCCUGGGGCGGGACAGAGGGGCUGGGGGCGGCCCUGGGGCGUGUGGGCUAGCCAGCUGCGGCACCGCCCUGGGAGAGGGCAGCCCUGGGCAGGGGGCUUUGGUACUUUCAGUUCCUAAUUUAGCACUUUCAAUGCCAUUAACUUAUUUACUGAGGGCGCGGGGUGGGGGGGGGGAGUGUGAGGGGCCUCGCGGGGGGGUGGGGGUUGAGGGCAAUGGGAGGGAGGGGUGGGGCUGGGGGAGGCAGUGAGGGCAGCUCGACCCCGCCGAGGGGUGGGCGGCGCUGCUCCGGCUUCGUCGCCAUCCGAGUUUUCAGGGAAGCCGUGAGAUGUGGCUUUCAAACGGGGACCUGGUGAUCCUGGUGACCAGCCAGCCGGCGACCCUGGCAUCGCGGUGCCCGGCCCGGGAUUGCAAGGAGCCAGGGGCGAGCUAAUUUUGCUUCCAGUCCCGGCCCCCCAGAGAGCACAGCAGGGGCCAGCGGGAAGACUUUGCGUUGAGGAGGACGAGGAUGGAGUGGGGCCCCGGGAGCAGGGUUUUGUCGUGGAGCACAAAGCGGAGAAAGCACAGCGGGCGCGGGCGCGGGUGCUCCCGCAGCAAGCACAGAAAGCAGGAGCCGGCGGCGGGGCGGGGCGGCGCCCCGAGGCCCCGGGGCUGGUGGGCCGCCAGGGGGCGCUGCUGAGGGAGGGGGAGGGGAAGCUGGGUUGUGUUUCUUCAUUUCUUUCUUUCUCCUCUCUUUUGUUGGUUCGUCCUUAUUUUCUAGCUUUGGAUCAUUUUUGUACCAAGGCAAGCAAACCUUUUUGAAAAAUAACAAGAGGAAAAAAAAUCCCCUCCUGGAAAAAAAAAAACCCGGAAAAUAGAAAAAAAAAAGGACCUCAUAAAUGAUGCAAUUACUUCUAAUUGCAGGCAACUCUUUACAUUUAAGUGAAGUGUCUUAACAUUUUAUAUUGUUUUAAAAAUAUAUUUACAUAUUAUAUAUAUAAUAUACGUAAUAUAAAUAUAUAUAAAUAUUUAAAAAAGAAAAAAAAAGCCGCAGCACUCUCUCCCUGCCGCUGUUUCGGCGGGGGAGGGGCUGGGGCUGGGCUCAUCGGCCUGGCUCGUGUGGUCCAGUGAAGUGGUUCCGGUUUGAUUUGGCUGUACAGAGACCCUGACUUGGUGGGGGAGGGGAGUGGUGCCCCCUCUUCCCUGCGCUCCAUUCCUCUGCUUGCUUCUCCACUUGCCUCACCUCCCAGCCCCGCCCUGUGACCUGGAUGUGUGCCCCGCUGUCAUCGUCCCGAGUUGAAUGUCUCUGCGAGGGGAGGGGCAGAUGGGAGAAGUGUCCGUCUUGGAAGGAGCAGAAGGAGGGAGCCACGUGCCCCGCACCACUGCCCAGGUGGAGCGUGUGGGGUGUACGUGUGUCUUUCGCUUUGCUUCCUGCACAGGGCUGGGCUGGGAGGCACCUGUGUGGACUGUGUGCAGGUGCGCAGGCGUGGCCUGUCGCGUGUGUGGGAGGAGGCGUGUGUGCACCUGCCUAACUGCAAGACAUUUGUCGGCGUGGACGUGGAGGUGCAUGCAACGUGUCUGCGGGUGCGGUGGUGCACGAGUGCUAGUGCAGACCCAGGUGUGUGAGUGGCUCUGUGCGUGCGUGUGUGUGUGCGUGUGAUCCGUCGUCCCGCACCACUCGCUCCGGCUCCCUCCCCCAGUCCCACCCCCGGCAGCACGUGAGUCCCCCCCUAGCUGCAUGCGCCUUGCUCUGUCCAUCAGUGUGUGCUUGACCAAGAGAAAACUGAGACGUCCCCGGGGGGCCCCUGUACUUGGUCCCCCAGCCCCCACCCACUGUGCUGUGUUACUCGCAUGGGGGGUUCCUCUCCCACCCCUUCCACAAUAUGCUGUUUCCCAGGGGCCUCAGGCUCUGCGAGGGGUCCCAGGCGGGCCCCCAGGCGAGCCCCGGCUCCACACCCGUAGGGCCCGUGCUGGUGUAACAGUGAUGGCUUCUGUGGACGUUCUGUGACCUCUGUCGGUGUGACUUGACAAUUUCUAAAUGCAAAGGGUUGCUGUGUUUUCUCCGUCUCUCUUUUCUAAUGUCCUUUCUCCCCCACCCCCACCCCGCUCUCCUUCCUUUUCGGUUUUUCUAGCCGAGUGUUUGGGGCUUUAAUAAAACUUGUUUCUUUUUCCUCUCCUGGA
Molecule: messenger RNA, 7068 nt
Organism: Oryctolagus cuniculus (rabbit)
Lineage: Eukaryota; Metazoa; Chordata; Mammalia; Lagomorpha; Leporidae
Source: RefSeq, a predicted model, not a curated record